AUAUGUCAUUGUUUGAUAUUUUAUGGAUGAUGAGUGCCACAGUCAUGCAGACCCUAGUAAUAUUUACAAGGGAGCGGAACACUGUUUUUCAAGUUGUCAAAUUGUUGAAAAGAUCCGUCACUCAAAGAUACUAUUGAUUGGAGUUGGAGGUGUUGGCUGUGAAGUUUUGAAAAAUUUAGUUUUUUCAGGCUUUGUAAACAUCCACUUGGUAGAUUUGGACACUAUUUCAGUUUCCAACCUGAAUAGACAAUUUUUAUUUCGUUCGGAAGAUGUCGGCAAAUGGAAGGCUGUGGUUGCAAAAGAUAGAAUAACAAAACUUUGUCCUUGGUCUCAAAUCACAGUCUCCGUUGAAAAUAUUCGUUCUAAAGAGUUUCCGUUGGAGUUUUUUAAACAGUUUGCUGCAGUUAUUUGUGCCCUUGAUAAUCAUAAAGCAAGAUUGUACGUGAAUGAAGUGUGUGCAUUUGCCCAAGUUCCCUUGUUUGAAACAGGAAGUACGGGCUAUCAAGGUCAAGUCACACCCAUCUUGGCAGGAUCGACAGAAUGCUACAACUGUGAGCCAAAGCCACAACAAACUGAACACAUUGCUGUUUGUACUAUUAGGCAUAGACCAGAGUCAGUGGAACACUGCAUAGUUUGGGCUAUGUACUUGUUCGAUGUUUUGUUUGGUAACUUAGAAGACUCCAAUCCUCUGUCUGAUGAGAAGGAGUACAAAGUCAGUCAUUUGGCUCGAGAAUGGACUUUUGAAGAUGGAGCAAGGAAGACCUCAACGGAGCAAGAGUGGGAAAAUAUGACGUGUGAAAGAGUCGUGAACAAGUUUUUUAUAGAAGAUUUGCAGUUCGUUGAAUCCUUGAAGAAGGACACACUUUCCUCUUUAUCUAUACUGAACAUUCCCACUCAAGAACAGUUACGUCGAUAUUUAUUGAAUGUUGACACAAAAUAUUCCGUGGAAGACUUGAAAUUGGAGGAACAGAAUCCACAUCAGUUGGUUUGGACUUGUGAUAAGGCAUACGAAGUGUUGAUAUUUUGUUUGAAACAAUUAUUGCGCAGAUGGAAGGAAUCCAAAAGUGCUCUCACCUUUGACGAAAAUGAUACUAUUUCCUUGGCAUUUGUUACGGCAGCAUCAACUGUACGGGCAAGUGCCUUUGAUAUUGUGGCUAAGAAUAGUUUUGAUGUGAGAGGAAUUGCUGGUCGCAUCAUUCCUGCUCUUUCCAUCACAAAUGCGGUAAUAGGAGACAUUGUGGUCUUUCAACUUUUAAGGUUUCUUUCGGGUACUUGUAUGAAGGAUUUGUGCAAUGCGAGACUUUCUCAAGUAUCGCGUCCACGUCCUCGAUAUUUGGAUGAGGUCAUUAUUACUCCCGAAUUUAUUCGACCUCCUGUUGCAGAGUACGUAUGUCGUUUAUCAUUAGUUUGUUUAUCUGAAAGAUUGUUUGGGAAAAUACUUAGGUGUAUUAUAUGUCAUCAGUUAUUGUUAGUUACAUGUGACGCAAGAAACGUUACAGUGAGACAGUUUAUUGAAGAUGGCUUGAAGAAACAAAUGAAUAUGGAGCCUUUUUCUGUUGCUACAGAUGUAGGAUAUAUCAUAUACGAUUCAGAACAAGAUUGUGAAGUGCCUGUUGAAGCACAAAGGAUUGAUAAGUCUACAAUUGCUCAAUUACAAGUAGAGGAACAGCCAUUAUCUAUAUUGGAUGAAAGUGGUGUAUAUUACAGAGGCUGGAUUAGACACCAAUGUGAUGUUUCAUUGUCAAUAGAGCGCAUCUUUUCUUUUGGAGAUGAUUGAUGUGUUUGUCUAUAAACUGAAACUUUUCUGGUUAUCGUUUCAAAGAAUAGUUGGAGAAUCAAACUGUUUUCACAUUGUUUGAAAAUGAAACUUUGAAUAUCGUC
Galdieria sulphuraria is the source of this 1881-nucleotide messenger RNA. Its product is annotated as ubiquitin-like 1-activating enzyme E1 B isoform 2. Gene Ontology annotation, molecular function: SUMO activating enzyme activity. Gene Ontology annotation, cellular component: cytoplasm; SUMO activating enzyme complex. Gene Ontology annotation, biological process: protein sumoylation. The transcript has a single exon. The record is from RefSeq and is a predicted model, not a curated record. NCBI's taxonomy places the organism in Eukaryota, Rhodophyta, Bangiophyceae, Galdieriales, Galdieriaceae. The coding region runs from base 23 to 1777 and encodes 584 amino acids.